AUGCGGACGGCAAAGAGAAAGCCGAGAGAGGAAGUCUGCGCCAGCCAGCCGACCUGCGUUCCCUUCGGAGCGCAUCUGGAAGUGAUUUCGGGAAGAGCCUUUUGGGGCGGGAGACUUGGAUUCCCGGCCACUGAAGGAGGGCUGGAAGAAACUCGAGCCCUUCAAAGUCAACGCAAGCGGAGGUGGGUGUGGACAGCCGAGGCACUCGCUUGGAAACAGCGUAUUGGCCUCGGGACUCCUGGGCCCCUUGGGAUUUCCAAUGGGAUCUUAGAAGCAGCAGAAGCGAAGUUUAGCAGCCCCUGCGAGACCAGCUGCAAUUCCAACGCUCCGCCCUGCCCCGGUUCUGGACCAGGGAGCCGAAAGCCUCCCUCAUCACCCAUCAGCCACACUUGUUACUGUUUAGCCGCGCUGUGUCCGACUGCCCAGCGCCACAAGUCAUCCAGCGAUGGUUCCGAAACCCCCGAGGACAUGGAAGAGGAGAUUCCAGUGGUGAUCUGUGCGGCCCCAGGGAGGAUGGGCGCAACCAUGGCCGCCAUCAACAGCAUCUACAGCAACACCGAUGCCAACAUUGUGUUCUAUGUCGUCGGACUACGAAACACGCUGCCUCGAAUAAGAAAAUGGAUCGAACAUUCUAAACUGAGAGAAAUAAACUUCAAAAUUGUGGAGUUCAACCCUAUAGUCCUCAAGGGGAAGAUUAGACCAGACUCAUCGAGGCCUGAGCUGCUCCAGCCUCUGAACUUCGUUCGGUUUUAUCUCCCUCUGCUCAUCCGUCAGCACGAGAAAGUCAUCUAUUUGGACGAUGACGUCAUCGUACAAGGUGACAUCCAGGAACUGUAUGACACCACCCUGGCUCUGGGUCACGCAGCAGCCUUCUCGGAUGACUGUGACUUGCCCUCCGCUCAAGACAACAACCGGCUUGUGGGGCUGCAGAACACGUACAUGGGCUAUCUGGACUACCGGAAGAAGGCCAUCAAGGACCUUGGCAUCAGCCCCAGCACCUGCUCUUUCAAUCCGGGCGUGAUUGUCGCCAACAUGACCGAAUGGAAACACCAGCGUAUCACCAAGCAGCUGGAAAAGUGGAUGCAGAAGAAUGUGGAAGAAAACCUCUACAGCAGCUCUCUGGGAGGAGGAGUGGCUACCUCCCCUAUGCUGAUUGUGUUUCACGGCAAGUAUUCCACCAUCAACCCUCUGUGGCACAUACGGCACCUGGGCUGGAAUCCUGAUGCAAGAUAUUCGGAGCACUUCCUGCAGGAAGCUAAACUACUCCACUGGAAUGGAAGACAUAAGCCCUGGGACUUCCCGAGUGUUCACAAUGACUUAUGGGAAAGCUGGUUUGUUCCUGACCCUGCAGGGAUCUUCAAACUCAAUCACAACAGAUGACACUGCACCUUGGGAUCCUGCUAACGCUGUUCCUUAUGAGCAGCAGCACCUCUGAUAUACAUGACCUGCAAUGUAGGGAAAAGCCGCUAAGUACAACUGAACCACGUACCACACAGGCGGACCUAACUCCUUGAAGUUCCAAGUGAUAAUUACGACUGGUUACCACCUCCCUCCACCCCCUUCUGGUGUUUUGAGAUAGGGUCUACUGUGUACCAGCAGGCUGGUCUUGACUCAAUUACAUCAGAAAACUUUAAAAGUCUCUAAUCUAUCUCUCUCUCUCUCUGUCUCUCUCUCUCUCUCUAGCCCUGACUGGCUUAGAAGCUACUUAUCAACCAGGCUGGCAUCAAACUCAAAAGAUCUAUAUGUUCUGCCUCCUUUGUACUGGAAUUAAAGGCACGUGCCACCAUGCCUGGCUAAAGGUUUUUCAAUUUUUUAAAAGGUUGCCAGUUUUUUUAUAAAAACUAAAAGUUGAUCCCAGCAGGCAGAGG
Messenger RNA from Microtus ochrogaster (prairie vole), 1868 nucleotides. RefSeq names its product glycosyltransferase 8 domain containing 2 (gene Glt8d2). Gene Ontology annotation, cellular component: Golgi apparatus. Lineage: Eukaryota; Metazoa; Chordata; Mammalia; Rodentia; Cricetidae. The transcript is spliced from 9 exons. Gene Ontology annotation, molecular function: glycosyltransferase activity. The record is from RefSeq and is a predicted model, not a curated record. Bases 1 to 1380 code for a protein of 459 amino acids.